GGCGGAGGAGGAGGAGGGAGCGGCCUCUCCGCCUCUUUCUCUCUCUCUCUCUCUCUCUCUCUCUUUCCUGGACCCAGCAGCCGCCGCCGUCGUGAUCGUGGAGGGCAGAGACCCACGCGGCAGCCCUCCGAAAGAGGAGCCUAGGAGGAGGAAGGAAGGAAGGACGAAGGGGGAUGCUGCAAAGCCGGGAGUAAUGGGGACAGAGGCGGAGGGGCCCUUCAAGGCCACCUGAAAGCCAUGGUCCAGGACCAGACCAAGCAGGGAAACCCUUGCCUUCGCCCAGAUAUGAGACAUGAGUGUUGGACGCAGAAGACUAAAGUUGCUGGGAAUUCUGAUGAUGGUCAAUUUCUUUAUAUAUGUGAUUGUGGAAGUCUCAAAGAGCAGUGGCCAAGAGAAAAAUUCAAAAAGCCACGUUAUAUUACCAGUCAACACAUUUUGGAAAAAGUUUACUCCUCACAAGGCCUAUUGGAAUAAACAGCAGCAGAAGUUGGAAUACUUGUAUAAUCCUAUUCUUGCUUUGCUUUUCAACAUGACUGUGGAAGAAAGGUUAUCUUCUAAUGGUAGCUUUUCAAACUUCUGUGAUCCCGACCCAUUUGUAGCUUCAGAACUUGAUGGUUUUGAAAACUUGCCAGAUCGAUUUAAAGAUUUCUUUCAUUAUUUGAGGUGUAGAAAUUACUCUUUAUUAAUGGACCAACCACACAAGUGCAAACAUAAACCUUUUCUGCUUCUGGCUAUCAAAUCACUCAUUCCUCAUUUUGAUAGAAGACAAGCAAUUCGAGAGUCUUGGGGAAAAGAAAUUAAAUCUGGAGACAUAACUAUUGUAAGAGUCUUCCUGUUAGGCCAGACUCCUCCAGAGGAUAAUUAUCCUGAUCUCUCGGCUAUGUUGAAAUUUGAAAGUGAAACCCACCAAGACAUUCUUCUGUGGAACUACAGAGACACUUUCUUCAAUUUGACUUUGAAAGAGGUAUUGUUUUUGAAAUGGGUCAAUAAUACUUGUCCAGAUGCCCAGUUUAUUUUUAAGGGAGAUGAUGAUGUUUUUGUGAAUACUCAUCAGAUCCUGGAUUACUUGAAAAGUUUAACCAAGGAAAAAGCCAAAGACUUGUUCAUAGGUGAUGUUAUCAAACAUGCGGGACCUCAUCGUGAUAAGAAAGUGAAGUACUAUAUUCCUGAAAGUAUUUAUGAAGGUUCUUAUCCUCCAUAUGCAGGAGGCGGUGGGUUUCUCUAUUCUGGUGAACUAGCGUUAAGAUUAAUCAACAUAUCUGAUGAAGUCCUUCUCUAUCCUAUUGAUGAUGUCUAUAUUGGAAUGUGCCUUCAGAAACUUGGGCUUGCUCCAGAAAAUCACAAAGGCUUCAAAACGUUUGAUAUUGAAGAGAAGCAAAGGAAUAAUAUUUGUUCAUACACAAACCUUAUGUUGGUCCACAGCAGGAAACCUCAAGAAAUUAUUAAGAUUUGGACAAACUUGCAGGAUCCACAUUUAAGUUGUUAAGUAUAUCUGUCUAAAAGCUCUUUCCAAAUUUCAGUUUAAAUUUUUGGCUUAAUGAUUAGUAUACUCACUUCAUUUGGUGGCUUGUUUUAUAAACCAAAAGUAGCUAAAAACAGUCUGACCAGUACCACUUAAAGCGAGACUGCAUUAAUAGCAGUGCACACCAUGAGGAUAUGGCAUGAAAAAAUACUGUACUUAACUUUCAACUGUCACACUCUCAGUGUUUUCACAGAAUAAAAUGUGGAAAAAUCAUAGCCCUUAGACAUUGUGAUGAACUAAUUAUUGAUCAAAUGAUUAGUUACCCUGUGAUAUUGGUUAUGUUGUUUUCUAGUGCUAGUAAGUAAUUGUGGUGGUAGAAUCAACACACUGUUCAACUUAUUUACCAUUAUCUAGAAGACACCGUUGUAACUCAAAUUUGAGGAAAAUAACAUCAUAAAUAAACAUGAUGAAUAGUUACUGGAAUAUAAUUUUUUAAAACCAGCAUUUUGUUAAAUAUGAUGGAGGCAAUUAUGCAGUCUAUAUAUGACAGUGCAUUUGAAAGGACAGAUGAGUCAUGUAUCUGUUGCUGAGAAUUGUAAAGCUUAAGCUAGAAUUGUGACUUGGAAAGUGAUUUUUUUUUCCUUUCUGUUGGAUUCACUAAUAGAAAAACAUUUUAGCCUUUUAAAUUGGUAUCAAAUAUGCACAGUCUGUUUUAUUUACACAUUUGGCUUAACAUUUUGUUUGCUGCUGUAUUUUAUAUUGUUUGUGUUUUUUUUUAAAUGGCAACUUAACACAAUUUAACACAUGAAGAACUUAAUUUUUUCAGAAAUUCUUUUGGCUUGUUCUAAAGGCUAGGAUUGCAGCCUCAUGAAAAUGUGGUGAUUAUUCAAAUCUAAAUUUUUUAAGUGAAUCCUAAAAUGUCAAGGAAUAAAUCCUAGAAUACUAUAAUUCCUACCUGCCAUAUCUUUGUGUUACAUCAAACAAUUAUUCAAAACAGUGACUGCUGUCUUUAUCUAUGUAGAAGUGCCUGUAUUUAUUGUUCAGAUUGAAGACCAAAACAGUUUCUUAAAUAUAUUUAAGAAGUAUUUGUAUAGUGUUGUCAGUCAUAUUUAAAGAGAGUACACUAUUUUAAAUGUGUUGAAAUAUAAAUUGUUAAAUAAAGUUAAUUGUUUUUCAAUUUGAAAAUUUUAAUCUAUUUGUUUUCCAAUUUGGUACCUCCUUAUGUUUAUAUUCUGCACAAUUCUAAAUAAGCAUUUACUAACUGAACACAGACACCCACUGGAUGAACAUGAGCAAGUCUCACUCUCUCAGCCUCAGUGGAAGGCAAGAACAAACCUCCU
Molecule: messenger RNA, 2802 nt
Organism: Sceloporus undulatus (fence lizard)
Lineage: Eukaryota; Metazoa; Chordata; Lepidosauria; Squamata; Phrynosomatidae
Gene: B3GNT2
Product: UDP-GlcNAc:betaGal beta-1,3-N-acetylglucosaminyltransferase 2
Exons: 2
Coding region: 293-1486 (397 amino acids)
Cellular component (GO): membrane
Molecular function (GO): hexosyltransferase activity
Source: RefSeq, a predicted model, not a curated record